Molecule: messenger RNA, 534 nt
Organism: Racocetra fulgida
Lineage: Eukaryota; Fungi; Glomeromycota; Glomeromycetes; Diversisporales; Gigasporaceae
Source: the annotation of a GenBank genome assembly
GAGAUGAAACGUGAACAAAUUGAACGAAAACUGCAAGAAAAGCUAAAAAAGGAGCAUGAAGAAUUGGUGGAAAAUAUUAAAAGGGAGGAACAAGAGAGAAAAGAAAGAAUUGUCAGAGAAAGGAGAGAGGCUGAAGAAAAAAGAACAAAUGAGGCGUCUGUAGUGCAAACUAUCGCAAUACAGAAACGACAAGUGGCAUUAGAAUCAUCGUCAUUAAUAUCUUAUAAUGAAAGUGGGAAAAUUGAAGAGAGCAGUAUCAUUAAUGAUUUUGAAAUUGAAAUUACUGGGCGUAAUCAAAAUGAAAAAUCUGGUAAAACACGUGAUGAAAAUAAGAUGGAAGUUGAUAAACAUGAGGAAAAAGAUGAAAAUAAAUCACCAAAAGAGAGUACUGAAAAUGAUGCUCAUACUAAAGAGUCAUCGGCUGCCGAAGCCAUGGAAACUACGGUAAGUAAUAAUGAAGGGAAUAUCAACACUGAAGAACCAGCAGCCAAUGAAGAACUCGCUGAUAGCAAAGAUGAUCCUGUUGAAUACUAG